UUGUGUUUUAGAUCUUUUAUGUAUUUAUUUGUUUAUUUUUUCUAAGUAACAGUGUUGCCUAAUUCUUGUUUGCACUCAGCAUGUACGACGAAAUGGCUAGUACUUCACUACUCAACUCUUAAAAGCUCUUGUCACCAUUUUGGUUGAGGCUCAUCAGAAGAGGAAACAGCGAAGUUGUGCGUUCUGGCCAUGGGAGUGUGUUGUAGUUCAGGAAGCAAAUCUGAGAGUUCUCUUCACCACGAUGGGAAAGGUAUGAACAAGGCAAGCAGGAAGAUCUCAUCUGCCACAGUGCAUUCAGAGGGUGGAAUUCUGAAGUCACCCAAUUUGGAGAAAUUUUGCUUUAGUGAACUAAAAGCAGCAACUGUGAAUUUCAGUCUGGGUAAUUUGUUAGGUCAAGGUGGUUUUGGUUUGGUAUUCCAAGGGUGGAUUGACAAGUAUUCAUUAACAGCUUCAAGUCCUGAAAUGGGCAUGGCUAUUGCUGUAAAAAUGCUCAGAAAAAAGGGCAGUCAGGGCCAACAAGAGUGGUUGAAAGAAAUCAAAUACCUUGGGCAGCUACAUCAUCCAAAUCUUGUGAAUUUGAUUGGUUACUGCAUAGAGGAUGACAAACGGCUUCUGGUAUAUGAGUUUAUGCCCAAUGGCAGCUUGGAGAAUCACAUAAUUAAAACGGAUUCUUUCUUCCAACCACUGUCAUGGAAUCUCCGUAUGAAAAUUGCCCUUGGUGCUGCUAAGGGCCUAGCAUUUCUUCAUGAUGAUGCACAAGUGAUCUAUCGAGACUUUAAAACUUCAAAUGUCUUGCUUGAUACAGAUUAUAAUGCCAAACUCUCUGAUUUUGGAUUCGCAAAGGAUGGUCCAACAGAUGAUAGAAGCCAUCUCACUGCAAGCAUUCUGGGCACCCAUGGUUAUUUAGCUCCUGAGUAUGCGAACAAAGGAGGUCGUCUGACAACAAAAGUUGAUGUAUACAGUUUUGGAGUGGUUCUCCUGGAAAUGAUAUCAGGAAGGUCAGCAAUAGACGACAACAGGCUAUCUGAGGAUCAAAAUUUGGUUGAGUGGGCAAAGCUUCAUCUUAGCAGGAAAGGAAAAAUUUUCCUUGUUUUGGAUGACACCAUUGAAGGUGAAAAUGCACUGAGAGGAGCACUAAAAGCAGCAGAACUUGCAGGGCAGUGCCUGUCAACAGAGCCAAGGCUUAGGCCAACCAUGAAAGAAGUGGUGGAAGCUUUGGAACAGCUUUAUAACUCCAGUUGACAUUCCAGAAUCUCAAUCAGAAUUCAACCCACAUGGUGGGGAAUUACCCAGAGGAAGUCAGGGAAAAAGGAAAAUACAAGGUUUUCUUUUAUUACAUAGUUAAAUCAAUCAGACACUUUUUAACUGUUCAUUGGAGCUUUGAUAUGAGAAAUUUGCUAUUAUUCCCAAAGGUAAUAUCCUGCCUUUUUAUUACCA
This is a messenger RNA of Manihot esculenta (cassava), 1437 nucleotides long. Its product is annotated as probable serine/threonine-protein kinase PBL9. The transcript has 7 exons. Gene Ontology annotation, biological process: protein phosphorylation. The record is from RefSeq and is a predicted model, not a curated record. Lineage: Eukaryota; Viridiplantae; Streptophyta; Magnoliopsida; Malpighiales; Euphorbiaceae. The coding region runs from base 190 to 1242 and encodes 350 amino acids. Gene Ontology annotation, molecular function: ATP binding; protein kinase activity.